This is a messenger RNA of Arvicanthis niloticus (Nile rat), 2059 nucleotides long. It is a transcript of the gene Npff, whose product is annotated as neuropeptide FF-amide peptide precursor. Gene Ontology annotation, molecular function: neuropeptide hormone activity; G protein-coupled receptor binding. Gene Ontology annotation, biological process: excitatory postsynaptic potential. NCBI's taxonomy places the organism in Eukaryota, Metazoa, Chordata, Mammalia, Rodentia, Muridae. Gene Ontology annotation, cellular component: perikaryon; dendrite; axon terminus. The record is from RefSeq and is a predicted model, not a curated record.
AGAGGGAGAGAAACCAAGAAGAUCCAUAACAAAAGCAGUGAGCUGUUAUAACUAUAAUGCAUGACAAGUUCUGUGGGAAAAUCAUGAGACAAAGCUUACAGAAAGGUUUGCCCAAGCAUGGAGGUGUUGUAUUCUGGAACAUCAGAUAGAAACCUGACCUAGGUCUCCCUUGCAGUAGAGCAUCUGCCCAGCAUAUAAACAUAUAAACAAGGCUCUUUAUUUGGAUUUGAUUCCCAAUAGAGAAAAUUUAAAAUGCCACUUAUCCACAAACCUAAAAUGUAAGUUGGUUCCAAUAAAGUGCAUUCCCAUUGAGCAAAGAAGAUGUGGAUACAUGGUUAUGUCUCCAGAUAUGUGAGGGGCUUUUACAUAUGGACUGAGAGAUGUUCUGAGACUCCAUUGAACAUGCUAAGACCUCUGGUAGAGGACAUCAAGAAGCUAAAGCCCACUCAGCACUGUCUCUGGAGAUGGUAAGUUCCCCAGAACUGGAGUGGGAGGAAGGCAAAGGGAAUCACACUUGACAUUUCGAAAACACCAGGUCUGUGCUUUCCGACAAAAUGCAUCCCAAAUGUUUCUCCUAGCAAGUAAUUCAUUUUACUGUUCCCAUAUGUAAGUGAGGAAAAGAGUGUAAGUAGCUUGCUUUGCUCAUGGGGUAAAGCCCCUGACAUGGUCCUUCUUCUGUUUAGGCUAGAGACACUGACACCUAUAAGUGAGGUUAGGACUAGCUCCUUUGAAGGACCCUUCCCUGACCUGGAGUGAUUGUCUUUCCCUAAAGCAGGCCCCUAGUCGCCAGCUCCAAUAGUACAUUAGAACCAGAACCAGGCAGAGGCUCUGUUGACCAGAGGGAACUGGAACAAUGUAACAAUCCCAGGCCCCAAAAAACUCUGUCCUGAAGUCCUCCUAUACAAAAUGCUUGGAAAGGGAAAUGGCUAGAUGUGGCAGUGAAGAGUAGUGGCCACAAGGUGGCAGCAGAGUUUCAGCUGUAGAGGCCCAUUCCCCAGUUCUCUUGCAAAGAUGGGCCUGUCCACAAAAUUUACAAGCCACCUUUACUCAGGCUCCAAAAAGGGUCUCCUAUUUCUCACUUAACUAUCUACAGGUAAAUCUUACGAGUAGUUAACCCACAUUUAACCUCACUAGAAGCAAUGAGGAUUGAAAUGGGCUGUAGUCCUGACCAUCCAUUCCAGGCAGGAGUAGGGACCAAGCUGGGUCAUCCUAGCCUGCUCUUAACCAUAGUUCCUUCCUAUCCAGGAUGUAAUGCCCAAUCCUGACAGGAGUUUCUCCAGUCAGGAACAAGAAGUGAUCAACUGAAGCUUCUCCAACCUGUUGAAGGAUUGGAGGUUCUUGUAAGGUUCCCCCAGGGCCUAGCUCUGACAAACUGUCUGCAAUUAAUGAUGCUUCCUGAGCUCCAGAGACAAGAUUUAUGCAUCUAAUAAAGUCUGUAACUCCAGGCUUAGGCUGGAGGUAGGAAGCUGAGAGCAGAAAGUCCCCAGGGGAGUAUAGGAGGGGUCCCAGGUGGCUCUUAAUAGAGCCAUGCAUUUCCAUUGCCUGUCUAGAUUUCCCCCCAGGCUGUUGAUGAGGUGGGGGUAGGGGACAUCAGGUAUAAGAAGACCGUGGGCCACUGAGGAGGCAGAUGGCAGCAUGGAUUCCAAGUGGACUGUUGUGCUGCUGCUAUUGCUGCUGCUGCUGAACUGGGGCCACACUGAAGAGGCAGGGAGCUGGGGUGAAGACCAAGUCUUUGCAGAAGAAGAUAAGGGACUCCACCCACCACAGUAUGCCCACACUCCAGACAGGAUCCAGAUUCCUGGGUCCCUCUUGCGUGUUCUGCUCCAGGCCAUGGAGAGACCUAGAAGGAAUCCAGCCUUCCUGUUUCAGCCCCAGAGGUUUGGCAGAAAUGCUUGGGGGUCCUGGAGCAAGGAGCAGCUGAGUCCCCAGGCUAGAGAGUUCUGGAGCCUGGCCGCUCCUCAGCGCUUUGGGAAGAAGUAACAUCAUCUGCUGUGAUGUCUGCAUGCACAAUUACUUCUCCAUGUACCAUGUGUACCCCUAAAUAAAAUGAUCUGGCUUC